Molecule: messenger RNA, 503 nt
Organism: Etheostoma spectabile (orangethroat darter)
Lineage: Eukaryota; Metazoa; Chordata; Actinopteri; Perciformes; Percidae
Product: galaxin
Exons: 5
Coding region: 228-503 (91 amino acids)
Source: RefSeq, a predicted model, not a curated record
UGACAGAGUCUGCCACAGGAACCGGGAACAACCGAAAACCCUGCUUGAAAAUAGGGAAUGACACCUGCAAGCCCUUGCGCCGUGAGAAUCACCUUCCAGAUGCAGGGCGGUCAUAUUGUGGAGAGCGGGCUUUCAACCCGGAAAACGCCACUUGUUGUAAAGAUGGAUACACCAACACAAAUGUUACAGAGGGUCUGAGUGAAAAGGUGUCAGCUUGCUGUGGACUAAUGGCCUAUGACCAACUCAAUGAAAUCUGCUGCAACUCAAAAAUCAUAGCCAAACCUGGACCAAAUGCCCAAUGUUGUGAUAGUGAUGCAUUUGAUGUGGACAAGCAGAUGUGUUGUGGUCCCGUGGAAAACAAGACGAUCCUGAUGAAAAAGUCCAGGGACCACCUGUGCUGUGGACGUGACCAGUUUGACCCUAACACUGAGUGGUGCUGCCUGAACGAAGGUCUUAAGACAAAACCCAACACAUCCAUGUGCUGUGUGAACGAGUCAGAAUAG